AUGGAGGCUGUCAGUAAUACUGCCAGCACAUCUUACACCAUAAUUCAUGCUCUGGCCCGCGCAACAGAAAAUGCGAGAGAGUUUGAAAACGAUUUCGAAAGAUGCCAGCUGAGACUCGACACUCUCCAAGUACGGCUCGAAGCUAUAAGGCCAACCGAGGUUGCGGAAGCUAUACAAGGCGGCGAAACAAUACCCGAAAGGCGGCGAAGAUCGUUGGCGCAUCUUAUCGCCGAUGUACAACGAACCCUCUCCAAGGUUCAGGAGGACGCUUCAAAAAUAAGGGCAGCGAGAACAACGGGCAGAAUGCAGUGGGUCAUCUACAAGAGAGAUCGUUGUUACAGGAGCAUCGCAGAGAUUAAUGCGCUUGUGGCUGAUUUGGAGAGAGCAGCGGGCAAUCGACUCUAG
Molecule: messenger RNA, 405 nt
Organism: Trichoderma gamsii
Lineage: Eukaryota; Fungi; Ascomycota; Sordariomycetes; Hypocreales; Hypocreaceae
Exons: 1
Coding region: 1-405 (134 amino acids)
Source: RefSeq, a predicted model, not a curated record